Molecule: messenger RNA, 3460 nt
Organism: Python bivittatus (Burmese python)
Lineage: Eukaryota; Metazoa; Chordata; Lepidosauria; Squamata; Pythonidae
Gene: TTF1
Product: transcription termination factor 1
Biological process (GO): termination of RNA polymerase I transcription
Cellular component (GO): nucleolus
Molecular function (GO): chromatin binding
Source: RefSeq, a predicted model, not a curated record
GUUCAGGGAGCUUCACGUUUUUGCCGAGGGGGAAAGCGAGAACAAUGGACGGAGCAGACGUGUCGCUUGCAGAGGAUGCUCUGCAGUCUGGCUUUGCGAAGAAGAAAAAGAAGUCUAGGAAGCGAGAUCGAGAGAAAUUCCAGCAGCCGACGGAGCCUCCUGAGUCUCCCGAUCAGCCACCCCUUUCCUGCCAGGAUGCAGAAGACAGUGAGGUUGGCAGAAAAAAAUCUAAGAAGAAGAAAGCCAGGCGGGAAACGUCUGAAUCCCAGGUGGAUUAUUCCUGGGUCACAGCAGAGCCUGAGCUGAAUUGUGAGACUGAAAUUAGUAAUUCUGGGCACAAGAAGAAGAAAAAGAAGAAGAAGAAGAAGAAACACAAACUUAAUAAACAUGGUAGCGAUGAUGAGCUCUGGAGCCAACCAGCUCCAAAAAGCCCCAAUAAACUGUGCCAGAAAGAGGACUUGGAAAACGGGGGUGGUGUUCACGAUCACGUGCCAUCUCAUAAGAAAAAGAAGAGGAAACGAAUGGAGGAGGUCUGUGUCCCUGAUGAGCCUGUGAAAGAGCAGACCGAGGCCACAAGUUCAAAUAGAGAAGAUCCAAUGGAGGUCAGCGAUUCGAUAGAUACGCAGAUGGAUCUCUUUGCCUCCUCGCCUCUAUCCUUGGCAGAGAUACCACAAGACGACCUUCUGCAGGAGGAAGGAGAUGCUCAAGAGGGGAACUGCUCUCCCGCGGCUGAUGAUUCAGAUGUUACGGAGGUGGACCUGGUGAUGGAAGGGACGUCCGCUGGAGACCAUGAGCAGACGCCACCUGGAUCACCACCACCGAAAUUGCCUACCUCAAAAGUUAAGACCAGACUGAAUCAGUCCGUAACAUCUGCCUCUGCGGGUACAAAACACCCACCUUCCAGCGAACAUCCCCCUUCGGAAAUAGGCUCUCUAGAUGAAGAUGAGUCCCUGGAGUUGUCGGAUAUGGAACAACUGGAGGCUGUCACCAAAGAGCUAGAGGAAUUCAUACCUCACGUGAGGACUCUGUCGGAGUUAGCGAUCAAGCAGCUGGCUAAACGAGAUCUGGCCAGGUUUAGGGAUUUUAAAAAAAAAGGCGUCGCUGUCAAGUUCGGCACAUUUUCCAAAGCAGAAAAUGACUUAUUAAAAGAAAAUGUUGAGGCCUUCUUGGAAGAAAGCGGGAUUGAGACGGCUGAAAAACUCCUGUUCUCCCACAGAUUUCCAGAAGAGCAGGCCGAAAUCAAGAGACGGAAAUGCCAGUACUUAUUUUGUGAAGGCAUUGCUCGGGGUAUUCCCCGACCCUGGAGACUUGUUUAUUAUCGGGCUAGGAAAAUGUUUGAUCCUCAGAAUUACAACGGACGGUAUUCAAAGAAAGAAAAGAAACAGCUGCAUAAAUAUCACGCCAUGUAUGGAAACAACUGGAAAAAGAUUUCUGAGCAUAUGAACCGAAGCAGUCACUCGAUUGCCUUGAAAUAUACGCAGAUGAUAGAAGACUCUAAUUUGGGUCCUUGGAGUAAAGAAGAGACUCGGAGACUCAUUCAAACUCUCAAAGAUAUUCUGAGAACUAAAGUGAAAGGCUUGGAUUCUGCUUUGGAGAAAGGGGACGCCGAUGAAGCGCUCAUCCUUCUGCGGGAAAAUCUCUACAAGGAUAUCGGCUGGAUGAAGGUGGCAGCCAAAGUGGAGACCAGAGGUUGGAGACAGUGUAAAAAAAAGUGGACAUCAAUUGUAACAAAGAAGAUGAUGGGAAAAGAGCGUUUCCAUGGAUUGAACAACUUGCAGUUUAAGAUCGACCUCAUUGAAAGAUUGUAUGAGCAGAACGUCGCAGACACCAAUGAAAUCGAUUGGGAGCUCAUCGCUAACGCUAUUGGAAACGCUCCUCCAGAUUAUGUCCAACAGAGAUAUUACAGACUAAAGACAGCGUACGUUCCUUUUUGGAAUGAAAAAAAUUUCCCAGAAAUUAUUGACUACCUUUUUGAAGAGACAUUGCCCAUGUUGAAGGAAAGCAUGGAGAGACUGUCCAAAAGACGUACGACCAGAAACAAGGACAGGAGCUGGAAAAAGUCCUUCCAGUUCAAUGACAUCUUCCAGGAUGAGCUGGAGGAUGACGAGUUAAUCUCAGAAGACGACAGCGAUGAAGAGAUGGGAGAACCCAGUCACGUUGAUGGCUGAGACGCUACCCAAUGCUGUGAGUUCCUAACAAAUUCCAUCAGUAAGAAGCAGGAAGGGAGCAUUCUGGAUAUCGCAGGGAAAAGAUGAUGGUUGCUCUCAUUUGCUUCCCUGCUUUUAUUUUUAAAGAAUAUAUAAAUAUUUAACUUUUUAUUGAUGCUGCUUCAGACGUUGAGGAGAACGUUGGGUUCUAGAGAAGGGAAAGCCUAUCUCGGCUCAUGGAUGAUUCUCUGCUGCUAAGAAAUACCCUGCAAAGUUUUGGGCUACACGUGAUGUAUCUUAAGCAGGUGUGUGUUCUGGAACCCCAAAAGGCCAUUGGAGCAGUUAGGAUGGUGCUGACGCUUUCAGUGUUGAUGGUCUCCUAAUCAAUACUGGAUUGUUGGAAAAGGGAGAUGUCUGGAACCUCAAGAUGACGUGGGUAGCUUCUCCUGGUCCAGAAAGAUGCCAACUGCCAUUCUUCCUGGCCAUGCCAGUGACAGCAUUUCCAAGCUGAAGUUAUGGGACAAGUUCCACCUUUUGCGGUGUCUGUUGAUCCUUACUCUCCCUUAGAGGAAAAUCUCAAGAUCUUGCCAUCUAGUCUCCACUUCACAAAGAGCCAGCCAUCUUUUUCCCCGGGUGCCAAACUCCCCAAUCUUUUUAAAACUGCCACAUUUCCAAUUGCCAAAUCUCAGGGGGAUUUGAACCCUUCCCUCCCCCCAAAUUUUCAUGGGAUUUGAACCAUUUAAUAGUGAAAUAUAUAUUUUCAGCUUGGCACGGACCAAAACGCUUUCAAGUCAGAUGAGACGUUUCCCAACCAGCGGAGGACCGAUGAACAAGAUAACUCGCCCCAUUUUAGCUGGGAAUAAGAGAUUUUUCAAGACCAGAGCACACAACGCAUUCCAUCUUUUGACCAUCCUGUCUCGCCUCGCUUAAAUUCUCUUUCCAGAGCCGUUGUAAUCCUUGCAAAGGAAAAGCGGCUGUUUUCUUCUUCUUGAGAAGUUUCAAGAAGGUGGCAAUGCUCUAAAAAAAAUCUCAGUAUUCAAACAACGUUGCAUUCAUGGAUGGAAAAGGUCCUGAAGUUGAGGUGUUUAAAAGCACAAGCGAUCCUAGUUCAGUUCAGUUCAGUUCAUGCUCACAUUGUACAGUUGUAGAGAAAAGGUGCUGAAUUACACGAGGCUAUGGGGUCCCUCCAAACAGCAGAGUUCAAAUGAUCUUUGUCUUUCAGGCGUACAAAGGGCGUGGUCGCAUAAGGAUUUUAUUUUUCUAAAAGGGUUUUCUGGUGGGACGGGUUCUUUUGGAUGCAAAAUAAUAUUUGU